AUGAGCAAGGCUCAGACGUCAAGAGUGAAGAGGAACCACACCAGAGUGAAGAGGCUCACGACUACAAAGAGAGAAGUCGAGGAAAUCCUUUACAGUGGGCGUCACGCCGUCGAUCAUGUCUACUACUUUGACGGAGGUCGCCGGAUCCCAAGCAGUCAACAAAACAACAUUGGAACAAGCCUAGACAACGACCCAACCCAGGCGCCCCUCCCUAUGACGCGAGAUGAUGUUGAUGAUUCGGCGGAAAACGACGACCUCGAUGCCAUCCUACAAGCUAUCCAGUCCAGUAAUAGUAGCCGACCAGCUGCACCUGGGCCACGAUCGAUCGCUAUUGACGAGUCGGUUCCAAACGCCCAGCAAGAGACGAUCAAUCAGGAAGCUGAACCAGCUUCCCACUUUAAGUUCUAG
This is a messenger RNA of Phytophthora nicotianae INRA-310, 408 nucleotides long. RefSeq lists its product as hypothetical. Lineage: Eukaryota; Oomycota; Peronosporomycetes; Peronosporales; Peronosporaceae. The coding region runs from base 1 to 408 and encodes 135 amino acids. The record is from RefSeq and is a predicted model, not a curated record. The transcript is spliced from 3 exons.